Callorhinus ursinus (northern fur seal) is the source of this 5879-nucleotide messenger RNA. RefSeq names its product VANGL planar cell polarity protein 1 (gene VANGL1). The record is from RefSeq and is a predicted model, not a curated record. Gene Ontology annotation, biological process: multicellular organism development. Gene Ontology annotation, cellular component: membrane. NCBI's taxonomy places the organism in Eukaryota, Metazoa, Chordata, Mammalia, Carnivora, Otariidae.
CGGGGCUCUGCCUCUGAGGAGAGCCCAGCGCAGGCCGCAGAGCCGGGGCCGCUGUGAGCCGAGAGCGCGGGCCGCGGAGCCCGCACGGCCGGCGCAGAGAAUUUGUUCCCGUCGAAGAGUGGCUGCUGGAUCUCCAGACCCUUUUUGGCUUUAGGAGUCUAGUGGGUGGAAAUUCUCUACCUCUGAGGAGAAACGGUGCUGCUCCUUCCUCAAGAGUGAGCUCCCCAUUGCUAUGGAUACCGAAUCCACAUAUUCUGGAUAUUCUUACUAUUCCAGUCAUUCGAAAAAAUCUCACAGACAAGGGGAGAGAAAUAGAGAGAGACACAAAUCACCCCGGAAUAAAGAUGGCAGAGGGUCAGAAAAAUCUGUCACCAUUCAAGCUCCCACCGGAGAGCCCCUGUUGGCAAAUGAUUCUACUCGGACGGAGGAAGUUCAGGAUGACAACUGGGGAGAGACCACGACGGCCAUCACAGGCACCUCAGAGCACAGCAUUUCGCAGGAGGACAUUGCCAGGAUCAGCAAGGACAUGGAGGACAGUGUGGGGCUGGAUUGCAAGCGCUACCUGGGCCUCACUGUGGCCUCGGUCCUUGGACUUCUAGUGUUCCUCACCCCCAUCGCCUUCAUCCUUUUACCCCCCAUCCUGUGGAGGGACGAGCUGGAGCCUUGUGGCACCAUUUGCGAGGGACUCUUCAUUUCCGUGGCGUUCAAGCUCCUCAUUCUGCUCAUCGGGACCUGGGCGCUCUUCUUCCGCAAGCAGAGGGCCGACGUGCCGCGGGUGUUUGUGUUCCGUGCCCUUUUGUUGGUCCUCAUCUUUCUUUUUGUGGUUUCCUAUUGGCUGUUUUACGGGGUCCGCAUCUUGGACUCACGGGACCGGAACUACCAGGGCAUCGUGCAGUACGCCGUGUCCCUGGUGGACGCCCUCCUCUUCAUCCAUUACCUGGCCAUCGUCCUGCUGGAGCUCAGGCAGCUGCAGCCCAUGUUCACGCUGCAGGUGGUCCGCUCCACCGACGGCGAGUCCCGGUUCUACAGCCUGGGACACCUGAGUAUCCAGCGAGCAGCAUUGGUGGUUCUGGAAAAUUACUAUAAAGAUUUCACCAUCUAUAACCCCAAUCUCCUAACAGCCUCCAAAUUCCGAGCAGCCAAGCACAUGGCCGGGCUGAAAGUCUACAAUGUAGAUGGCCCCAGUAACAAUGCCACUGGUCAGUCCCGGGCCAUGAUCGCUGCAGCUGCUCGGCGCAGAGACUCAAGCCACAACGAGUUGUAUUAUGAAGAGGCAGAGCACGAGCGGCGGGUGAAGAAGCGGAGAGCGAGGCUGGUGGUUGCGGUGGAGGAAGCCUUCAUCCACAUCCAGCGCCUCCAGGCCGAAGAGCAGCAGAAAGCUCCGGGGGAGGUGAUGGACCCGCGGGAGGCGGCGCAGGCCAUCUUCCCCUCCAUGGCCCGGGCUCUGCAGAAGUACCUGCGCACCACGCGGCAGCAGCAUUACCACAGCAUGGAGAGCAUCCUGCAGCACCUGGCCUUCUGCAUCACCAACAGCAUGACCCCCAAGGCCUUUCUAGAACGUUACCUCAGCGCGGGCCCUACCCUGCAGUAUGACAAGGAGCGCUGGCUCUCUACGCAGUGGAGACUGGUUAGUGAUGAGGCUGUGACUAACGGAUUGCGGGAUGGAAUCGUUUUCGUCCUGAAAUGCUUGGACUUCAGCCUCGUGGUCAAUGUGAAGAAAAUUCCAUUCAUCAUCCUCUCGGAAGAGUUCAUAGACCCCAAAUCUCACAAAUUUGUCCUUCGCCUACAGUCUGAGACAUCAGUUUAAAAGUUUUAUAUUUGUGGCUUUAUUACAAAAAAAAAAAAAAAAAUAUAUAGAGAUAUAUAUUUAUGUAUACCGGAAGGGCAUCUUUUUUUAUUAUUAUUCUUCAUUGCUGACUGAAACUGGCAGAUAAUAGACCAGUAUCCUUUGACCAUCCGCACUUUACUUGGAAGGAAGCAGGGGAUGUCCACCCUGGCAAAAAGCGACUGAUAACAUCUGACUUUUGUGGAUGGGACUUCUCACGAAGCCGUUCCCUGGCGUUUCUGUGACAGCUGUAAACCAAAGUAGAGCAGGUGGCUCUCGGGAGCCUCGCCUUACGGCAGCUAGUCCCUGCCUUUCGUCCAGGGCCAUGCCCUCCUGUUGCUUCUGGCCUGCCCCCUCGUCGACCUCCAGGGGGACGCGUCUUCAUUCUGUUCCAGGAAACCAGACACGGCAUGUCCACAUAGGUGCUUGUGUCCAUGAAUGUCCAGUACCACAUCACCCACAGGAGCCGCGCGCCCUUCCGCAAAUGCCUGCCUUCAUCUUUGUUCUUUGUUGCCUUAGGUUCUGCUGAGAGAGGUCACAGCAAAAAAUGUGCACUAGCAGUUGACAGUUCUAAAUGAUUUCAUUUUGUUUUCUCCCCCAAAGAGAAAACCUACCUGUCCUGUUUCUGACCGUUGGCCUAGGUUUGAGCAGGUGGCCCUUUCCUGACCCUGUGAUGGCGCACCCGUCUCCCUCCAUCCGCCCUCCCCUGCACGCACCACACCCCCACCUGGCUGGUGGUCCUGGCCAGGAAAGCCCAGCCUGCAGAGCUGCCCCGGACCCGGCUCUCCAUGUGUGCUCACGGGCUCUGUGCACUGUCUCCCGUGGGUGCCAUGGAUUGUUUGCAUAGGGAAGCAUAGCAUGCCAACCAGGUCGAACACAGGGACAGCAAGCCUGCCAGAUUGUCCCUUUUCGGCUGCAGCGGGAGCCCCUCCCCUCCCAGUUCUCCUUCCUACUGCUCACAGGGACCCAGGGCGGGGGGGGGGGGGGGGGGGAGCUGACGCCGCGACUCAGGGACUGGCAGGUGCAGCUUGGAGUCUCUGAUUUCCCAGGGAGAGAAGUCCUCACAAGCCUUCGUGGCCAAGCUGCCCUGCCAAGGGAGACCAAACAGUGCCCACUGCAGGGACAGCUACUGCUGUCUGGUCCCUGAUUUCUGACCACCAUCACUGUGCAACUCAUGACCUCUGCCACUUACUACCAGGGAAGGGGCUGCUUUGGCGCUGGUGUUGGAAGUCCUUGUAGUUACUGGUAAAGUGGGGGAGAGGGAAUGGGUAAGCAGCAGAGCUUGGGGAAAGGAAAGGUAGGGAGCCGAUCUUAGGAUUCUGGGGGGCGGGUGGCAAAGCUGCGGGGAAGCUCCUGUCUGUGCCUCCAUUUGCCUUCCUGUAUCCACGGCCAGCCUUUACAGAGUAUUCGCCCUUGCUUUUCCCACGGAUCGGGGGUAGCCAAUCACCUCGCUUUAGACAAGGAGGACCCUGUCAGAAUGCUCUUUGUGUUCGCGAGGACCCUUCCUGGUUUGUGCAUUCCAAAAGUGGUGCAGUGUUUGUGUAUCAUUUUUUUAAAUCCAAAUGGGCUUUGGAUAUUUUUAAUACACCUGUACCUGCAAAAGUAAACAGCACUCUUGACCCAACAGCCUGCAGCUCAAAAAGAUGUGUUGGAACAGAAGAAAGGAGGAGUCAGUACCAGUCAGUAUGGCGUGGAGCCAAGAUGCGCUAUGUUAACUACGUGGUUCUGUUUGUGGAAAACACAUACCAUGUAACCACGGUGCUUUUGUUCUUUUUAGUUUUUGAACUGGACGUUCCUUAUGCUGAUGAUGUCUUUCUCAGGAAAUAUAUUUUGGGAGAUAGGGCAAGGGAUGGUGAAAGCGUAUGGGACUUUGGUUGGGUCACGGUUGUCAUGCCCCAGACUAAGUGUCUCAGAGGCUUCUGCAGCAGGAGCCCAGCAGCUGGAGAUGCUCUAAGUACUUCCUGUAGGUCAUAUGCAGAACAUUUUGUUCAUGAAGACACUAUUCAUCUGCAUUCUAAAAUACUGUGCUUCCAAACCCUGUCUUAAGUUACCAGGCCAGAAGGGGUUAAGAUAGAGUCAUUGCCUUGGUGCCUGUGUUCCUCAGCGGGGUGAAGAAAGGUUUAAAUCAAGGAAUUUAUUUUCUCUCUACCCCCUUCUCUUUCCCCCAGUCUUUGCAUAGGAGAAUGUCAGACUUUCUGAAAUUGUUUCGGUUUUAAGUUGGAUAUCGAUUUUUUUACACUGACUUUGUAUUGAGUCCCUUUUGAAAGAAUAACAAAAUAAAAUGCAGGAUCUUUGUAUAAAGCCUUUGCAUUUUCAAGAUCUUAAUAACUUGAGUUACUGGUGCAGUGGGAACAAUGUAAAUGGCAUUAAAAAGAUUUAGGGUUUCAGAAAAAGCUGCAUCGCCCGGUCGAACACGAUGCGUUUUUAUUGCAGUCGUUGGAACCAACAGGCUGUUCUUUUUUAAAAGAGGGUGAGCUGCCCCAGGGCUAGUAAAAUAUGUGAGACUUCACAGUGGAGGACCAAGAUUUCAUUUGCCUUAAAUGUUUAUAGAUUUUCUAUAACUUUCCAACCUAAGUUAUUAAAACGUGAAUGUUAAAUGUUCGGAGUAGAAGACCCUAGUGACGAGCGCAUCCCCUGGUGGUGUUUUAACCGGUGGUUAACUUUGGUUCCUCAGUGUAUACUUCUGAAGGUGAUGAUAAUUCUUAAUCAUCCACGAACUGAAUGUUAAAACGUCUGCACGCUUAGAGUUGGAAAGAACUUUAAGGUUUUAUAGUUUCCCCAUCCUUUGCAUUUUCAGUGAAGUCAAAACACAUGGUACUUUUGCUAAAGUCCAUCCUAAGGUAAGCCCUUGAGAAAAUGCUUGAGCAGGGUUUUGCCCGGCUGUCAUCAUCCCCCUUCUCCCUCUCUGUCCUUCCCUUUCGAAUCUACCGACAGAUAGAAUUCUGUUCAGAAGUGGGUGGAGGUAUGUGGCCCCCCAGGGGGGGGGUGUGCGUGCUGCAUUGGGGUUCUUUGCUGGAGUUGGAGCGCCUUUUCCGUGGGGAGGUAGUGGCUGGGCUGGUGUUGGCGGGGGGGGGGGGAUGAGAUGAGGUGUCCCCCUCCCCUUUCACCAUACUUGCGGCUUCUCUUCGUUCUGCAUGCAUGUAUUUCGGAAAGGGCUGUAGCUCUGUGGCAAGCCCCCUGCCUGUCGGGAUGGCAGACGUCCUUACCCUGCCCCUCCUCAUCCCACCCCCCACCUACACCUGUGAAACCAAGAGAAUCGGGUCCUUGGUUCGCACUCCCUCUGGCUGGGUCCUGCGAAGUCAGGCUCCUUCAACGGGGACGCAUACUUGGUGGUGGGUAUGCGUUUCCAUAUGUGUGUGCAUGGCUCUGAGUGUAAUUACCCCAGGGACGGCACGUUUGUAUGUUAGCGAUCUGAACAUCUGUGUCGUCUGUCGCUGGUGGGUGUCCUGUCAACAGGUAACGUACGCAUGUGUUCGUAUGGAUGAGUGUCUGUGUUUCUACCCUGUGCCCUAUGGUGGAGAGAUUUCCUAAUGGCCCCCAUCUUUUGGAAGGCUGCCAGUUUACUUCUCCCUUGGCUCCUUUAUUCCUUUCCCUCCCUGACACUGGCUUCUCCCCAGGAGUAAAUGGCUUUAGCAUAGAAGAGUCUUCUGGAAAGCUUGACAUCCUGCGGGCAAUCCAUUAGACUCUUUCUUGCCUUAGGACCCUGUGACGUGAAAACAGCAAGAAACAGAAAGGUCAAGCUCUGUGAUAAUGACUGCUCCAACUUUACUACCCUGGAAGCCUUACUGUAUAUUUCUCAGCAUAACUUAAAAAUUGAGCUUCAUAAAAAAAAACAUAACACUGAUGACUAAAAGUAGCACAGAAAUGUUAACGUAAUAUUUAAGUAGUCCAGCAGAGAUCCUUCCUGCGAUUGUAAAGUGAUGUAAGUAUUUCUGGUAGCGUUUAUGCUUUAUGGAUCUUGUUACAAGAAAAUAAUAAUAAAUCACUACUGUGAAUUUACUAUGUAACCUUGUGGUCAUAUUCCAUCAUAAAUAAAAGGUGAAUUGUUCUGAAG